Messenger RNA from Exophiala oligosperma, 2539 nucleotides. RefSeq lists its product as uncharacterized. Gene Ontology annotation, cellular component: endosome. Gene Ontology annotation, biological process: retrograde transport, endosome to Golgi; protein targeting to vacuole. The coding region runs from base 124 to 2295 and encodes 723 amino acids. Lineage: Eukaryota; Fungi; Ascomycota; Eurotiomycetes; Chaetothyriales; Herpotrichiellaceae. The record is from RefSeq and is a predicted model, not a curated record. The transcript has 3 exons. Gene Ontology annotation, molecular function: phosphatidylinositol-3-phosphate binding.
GUUUAGUCUUGUGUCUUGCUCCAUAUCAACGCAGCUCAAUGCGCCAGCUGAUGGGACUGUGAUCAGCGUUCAGUCUAGGCUUCAACUAUUACACACAGUCCUUCUUGUAUAGCGUUUUUUGAUAUGUCUCUGUUCGGUUCAUCUCCUACGGAAACGGCUCCCCUGAACUCCAAGUCUCUCUUCGGCGAUGAGCCCGCACAGCCGACGCUCACAUCGUCGUUGUUCGCUGAUGAUGGUGGUGGUGGUGGUGAAUCACCAUGGUCGAUGCCAACUCCUAAAAGGAAUGCGCGGCAGAAUCUUGUGAAACACCUACUCCCUGCCACCGAUGUCCCCGACACCUACGUCGAUGCCUACGACGCUGUAUUGCAUGCCAGUGAACGCACCGGCGUUGGUAUAAGCCUGACCGCAAUCAAAAGUAUCGUACAAAGCAGCAAUCUGAGCGAGCAGGAACAGCACAAGAUUCUCAACUUUGUAAUCCCGGGUGGGCAGGAAAGCGCAAAUGGAGUCGGCAGGAGCGAGUUCAACGUCCUACUUGCCCUGAUUGGACUCGGCCAGGAGGGCGAAGAUAUUACCCUCGACGGUGUCGAUGAGCGGAGGCGGAAAUUGCCAGAGCCCAAAGUGGGCUACAUAGAACAACUCCGGGCCGAUAGUCGUCCGCAGCCCAGUUCUCUCCCAGCCUCGAAGCCGACCCCAGUACGACAGCAGAAGCCUCGACAAGAAUCCUUCGGCAACGACCCUACCGCAGACCCUUGGGCUAGUCCCUCAAAUCGCAGAGGACCCCCUGCUUCUACUGCUGCUCAAACGAUGGCGGCUAAUGGCGUGCCGGAGAGUGUCAAAGGCGCUUCGAAUGGCCUUGAAAGGACUACAAGUGCAUUUACUACACAAGGUGAACAGUCAGGCAGCAAUGGUGGGUCUCCGAAUGAUACUGCAGCCCCCAGUGCUGGCGCAGGCUGGAACAAUUACAAUGGCAGUUCAGCAGGCUUCUCCGAGCAGCCGGUUCUUGGUGGCGGUUUUGGAGAUGAGGGAGAUGAUCAAUCGAAUGGACCUGGCCAUCGGCAUCGGCCUUCUGCGUCCCAGAGCAUUGUCCUUCCCUCUGGUACAGGAGAGAGCGUGACGAUCUCUAUGCUGCCAGAGAAGGAGGGAAUGUUUCUCUUUCAGCAUCGCAACUACGAGGUUACAACAACACGGAGAGGAGCCACAGUCGUCAGGCGUUACAGCGACUUCGUUUGGCUCCUCGAUUGUCUGCAGAAGCGAUAUCCUUUUCGACGACUACCUUUGCUGCCACCAAAACGAGUUCAAGGUGAGAUUUCCCACCUGACCACGUUUCCCAAGCUGAUCCAACUUACAGUGAAUGGUACACAUCUUUCAGCUGAUGCAGCUGUUUUCCUGGAGAAACGGAGAAGGGGCCUGGUUAGAUUCACAAAUGCGCUUGUCGAGCACCCUAUCUUGAGCCAAGAAACGCUCGUGGUCAUGUUUUUGACCGUUCCUACAGAACUUGCGGUCUGGCGGAAGCAAGCAACAAUAUCAGUGCAAGAAGAAUUUACAGGGAAAAUUCUUCCUCCGACGCUUGAAGACAGCCUGCCAGACAGUCUCCCUCAAUUGUUCGAAGAGGUCCGUAUGGGCGUCAAACGUUCGGCCGAGGUCUACAUCAAUAUAUGUAUUUUACUGGAACGGAUGGUGAAGCGCAACGAAGGACUUGCUGCUGAAAAUGCCAAGUUCAGUACGGCACUUUCUCAUCUUACAGAAGCUACAGCACCUACUUAUGCUAUCGAUACCAACGACAUACCACUUUUGAACGAAGGAAUCAGUUCGACUUCGAAACACCUUUCGACACAUUCGACGCUACUUGAUGAUGAGGCCAAAGCAUGGGAUAUGGGAGUACUCGAAGACAUGAAAGCGAUUCGCGACAGUUACGUCUCGAUGCGCGACAUGUUCGACCGCCGAGAUAGAUAUGCUCGAGACAACAUCCCGCAACUCGAAAGACGCAUCGAAGCGUCAGAGCACAAAUUACAGCAACUGCGACAGAAACCCCAGGGCCAAGUCAAACCUGGCGAGAUGGAGAAAGUCGAGAGCAGCAUCAUGUCGGACAAGGAGAGCAUUGUACAACAACAUGCUCGGGGAGUUUUCAUCAAGGAAUGUGUCAGGGACGAAAUUGUCACCUUCCAAACCUCCAUUUAUGCCAUCAGCCGUCUGCAUCAAGACUGGAGUCAAGAGCGGGUCAAGUAUGCAGAAUUGCAGGCGAGCAACUGGAGGAGUCUAGUUGAUCAACUUGAAAGUAUGCCUCUACCAGAAUGACUUUCGUUGUAAGCAAGCGCUUUGUACUUAUUGGUUUGUGGUGGUGAGGUUUUAUAUUGCUACUGAAGAUAUCAUAUUGAGACAGGCAGUUAUUGGCGAAUGGUGCAAACAAUACAUAAUAUGCAUGUUCUUCAAAACCCUGUUGCGUGAAGUGUGUUGGUAGACAUGUCAAUAGAGGACCCUGGAGGCAAUGUUUGAUGUUGCCUAUAGGUGUUGUAGUCUGUGCUUAAAAAAUCGAUAUUGG